This is a messenger RNA of Colletotrichum scovillei, 450 nucleotides long. RefSeq lists its product as uncharacterized. Lineage: Eukaryota; Fungi; Ascomycota; Sordariomycetes; Glomerellales; Glomerellaceae. Bases 1 to 450 code for a protein of 149 amino acids. The record is from RefSeq and is a predicted model, not a curated record. The transcript is spliced from 3 exons.
AUGCCUCCACCCGUCAAUCUCCCGACUCCAGCUGCCGGCGACAUCUUCACCCACGACGGGAACUUGAAGGUUACCAACGCUGCAGCGAACGUCUUCGUUGUGUACAACUUCGAUGCCAAGAAGGCCGACCCAUCCCCUUCGAGUCUCACCGUAGACUUUGUCAUGGGAAAUGUUUAUCUCAUCGAUGCUUCGCUAUGCAGUUACUGGGAGAGCAACCGCGUCUUUGGAAAUCUCGUCAAAGGACUCGGACUCCCUUUCGAAGGUUGGUUCGAAGGCAACAAUUCUAUCGACACGGUAUACGAUGACAUCGUAUGUGUUCCUCCCAGUGUCACAACCAGCUACGUGUAUGGAUGUCGCCUACUUGAAUCUCAUCUCUCAUACGGCGGUGCCAUCUUAACAAGACCAAUAUGCUGCGUGUAUCGUCUCCAGAAUCUCAUUCAAGCACUCUGA